Molecule: messenger RNA, 9912 nt
Organism: Bradysia coprophila
Lineage: Eukaryota; Metazoa; Arthropoda; Insecta; Diptera; Sciaridae
Gene: Piezo
Product: piezo type mechanosensitive ion channel component
Cellular component (GO): membrane
Molecular function (GO): mechanosensitive monoatomic ion channel activity
Source: RefSeq, a predicted model, not a curated record
GUCUGCUUCUAAAUUCCGUGCGCAUCGGCUGUCCGGCAAAGUUUUUCUAAUAAUAGUAAUAAAACGCUGAUUUGAUAACGACUUGUUAGUUUACUAUUUUUUUUUUGUUCUCGAUUUGAUGAUAACGAUUGAAAGUUCGUUCUUUUUUUAUAGUUUUGUUGCGUAUGGUUAUAUGCUGAUUCUAUUAUACACAUCUCGAUCCUAGAACGUGCAACUAUACAAUGCUAAUACAGAAUAAUGUGAUACCUUGGUGAAAAUGAAAUGAUGAUGAUGUCUAAUUAUGUGAUGCGACGAAGAGAAUGAAAAUAAUUUGUUUAUUCGGAUAUCAGUGAAUGGAAUUUCGGAUCAGCAAGGCACUGACCAAGGUUCACUAAAUACACAAUGGCCACAUCAUAUUUCUUGUGUAUGGUUCUACAACGAGCCGUCUUUUCUAUCAUCUUAACACUUUGUAUAUUAUAUCAUCCCGUGGGACUAAAAUUUCCAUAUCUGUUGCUUCUGCUAUAUUUACCGUUCGUUCCGGUGGCCACAGCGAAAACGAUUCGCGGACACACUGGCUAUUACUUUCAAAUAUCAAUUGCCGUUACGGUGCUAAUUUUCUUAGUACAAAUAGCAUUCCAGAUUGUGCUGGCAACAUUGGGCGAAGGGAUCAUUUCACAAUGCAAUUUCCUCGAAAUCUUACUUCGUCACAUCGGACUGACGAAGUUCAAUGGAAUGCCAAUCAUCUCAAUAUUGGAAUGGUUCUUAUCGGAUAUUGUUAUGCUCAUUUCAACAACUGCGAUAUAUCUGAUUUUGAGAAAGCUAACCGCUACCGACACUACUGACAUUGAAUCAGCUGGAUCAACAGUUCAAGCGGAAAGCAGUCCGGGCAUGUCGAAUGAAAAUCUAAAUAUUCUCAAGAAAAUUGGUAUUUUCCUAUCAAUGGUGGCACUACUGCUAGCCAGUACUCUGCAACCAUCUGUUCCUGCAGCUGUAUAUUUUAUCGUAUUUUUGGGAGCCGCAACAUGGUGGGCAUGUUAUCGGGAAUUAGACAGAGCUUUCGCCAUCAUUUGUCGAAUCGUACUGGUUUUUCUUGCGGUUCAUAUUGUGGCAUUAUUAUCAUAUCAAACACCUUGGCCGCAAGAAUAUUUUACGGAUAACAGCACUACUAUCAGAUUUCUUGGAUUCACUUCGUUGUACCUAUACCCGAAUUGUACGCUGGAAAAUGAUAUGCGACAAUUCCACUUCAACACAGAUGCACGUUUGGAAGCAUUUUUGAAUCCCGUUGCUAUUUUACUGUGUUUUUUCACCCUCGCCAUAUCGUCUGGUGUUACGUUAAACACAAAGGAUCUAACUGAUUGCUGUGAGCCUUCUCAGCCAAAUGAACGAACUCCCCUAAUGAGGAGAAGUAUGAAGAAUUUAAACACGUUUAAGACGUUCAAAAGAGAGGCGAGUGUCGAAGGUGGAGGCGAAGGAUCCAUACCGAUGGAUGAUUUAAGUGAAAAUGGACAUCUGGAUGAAGAUAUGCCGCCUACACUAUGCGAACAGUUUUGCUUCGGACUGGAGCAAGUGGGAGAUUUUUUGUUCAAAAACAGUUACAUUCUGUCGAACAUUAUCAUGAUGGUAUGGAGUAUUGUCUACCACAGCUGGAUAACAUUCAUAUUCCUUCUGUGGGCCAAUCUUCUGUUUAUAAUUCCCAAUCAACGAAAAAACAUGUUACGAUGCAGUCCGUUUGUGGUUAUUUAUGCUGAACUUUUACUGCUGGCACAGUAUUUGUAUGGAAUGGAUCUAACUGAGGCGGAACUGCCAUCCAAAUCAGAUAUAAAUGGAAUCAAUUUAGCACAGAUCGGGUUUAUUCGUUAUGACAUUCCCUGUUUACCAUUGCUACUGAAAACGCUGUUCACGCUCGUAUUCUGGGUCACGCUAAGACAGAAGGUACAUGAAUCUCGUAUCCAAAGACAAUCGUCUACGUUGGCACAUUUAGCUGCACCGUUUCAAGUUACCGUUGGUGCUGCAACAACAACCGACAUGGCUUCGAAAAGCGACGACAAAAAAUCGAAAUUUAUCGUCGUUGCUGGCAAGCUGUUGAACGCAAUCUUCUUGCAGCUGUGGAUUUGGAUUGUUGUUUUAGUGUUGUUCCUGUGCGCAAUUUAUGGUCAGAAAAUGACCGCCAUCCGAAUUGUUUACAUGACACUGGUGCUGGUAUUUCUGAUAACAUUUCAGUGGUCGUUCCAAAUAUGGCGGAAAAUUAUGUACGCAUUCUGGGUGGUUGUUAUUGGCUUUGCGAUGCUCACGCUGAUCAUGAUCUACACCUACCAAUUUGAUAGAUUCAACGAUUACUGGGCGAUCUAUUUCAAAAUCCCUUACACCCUGCAAACGGACAUUGGUCUGGAGAAGUUCAAAACCAAAGAUUUGUUCCUAAACUUAGUCUAUCCGACAUUGGUCGUCAUCAUAACUGUUGUGCAGUUACAAAUUUUCCAUAAAAAGUAUUUGGAAUCUUUGGACGCACCAAUGAGUCAAAGAAAUACCGACGAUCAACAAAGCAAUAAUCCAACAUCGAGUGUUAAUUACGGCAACUUAGAGGCUGAUACAUCCGACGACACCAUUUCGAAGAAGAAACAAAAAAUCGGAUUCAAGGACUUGAAAGGCAUCACCAGAAAACAAAUCGCCGAAUUCGUCACUUUUCUCUACGAGAAGGCUAAGGAGUUUUUGGAAUUUGUCUGGCUGUUUUUGGAGAUCCAUUUCACCAAAGUGAUUUUGUUCGUUGCCUUUGCAUUGGGCAUUAGAGAAGUGUCAAUUCUGCACUUGCUGGUGGUAUUAUUGGCAUCGAUAGCGGUCACGUCACGAACGUAUGUGCAGGGAGUGUUUACUCGCUGCAUUUCGUUGAUCAUUGGCGUACUGCUGAUAUUGAAAAUGAUCUACCAAAUCACGUACAUCGAUCAAACCGUGUACAACACUGACUGCACGGGCAACGAGACCCUGACCAAUGAAACGAUCAACAAUCCAAACACUAACGACGCAAACUGGUUCGGUUUCUACAAAAUAACUGGCGAUGAAACGCUAGCCACGAUUCUGAAAGGCUACAUCGCCUACAUUUUGAUAACGACGAUUCACACUAUCAUCUUAAUGCGUCAGAAGCGAAAGCGAUUUUUGAGUGGCAAACCGAUGACCAGACCGAAGGUUCUAUUUCCGCGAACCACGCGACUAGACGCCGAUAAAGACGUUCUAUCCAUGUUGAAGUAUUUGGCCAAUUUUGUUUUCUACAAAUUUGGAAUUGAGAUUACAUUGAUCAUGUUAGUCGCGUUGAUCGGAUCUCGCAUGGACAUCGUUGCUCUGAUAUACUCGGUAUGGCUAUGCAUACUAUUCGCCGCAACACGUUGCCAACAGAAAAACCUGUGGCCACUCUUCCAAUGGUUCGUUUUUACAUUGAUACCGAUACAAUACAUCGCCGUUAUUGGAUUACCGCCGUUUUUAUGUGUUGAACUACCAUGGAAAGACGAUAUUCUGAAGCAUCUGCAGGAGUGGGCGAUGUUACCCGAUAAGGAUCUUCGAGAUCAGUCCAAUAAAUUGUUUUUGGAUUUCAUAUUGUUGAUGUUUGCCUGUCGUCAGAUGCUGGUCUUCCGCAUCGAAGAUCAAUACGAACAAACGCAGAACGAGUUCCCUGGUGGAAGCAAUAAAUCGGUUAUUGAGGACAUCCACAACAUGACCACUAAACCGAUUACGAAUUCUCAUGAUUAUGUCACGAAUACGAGAAACUGGCUGGAUAUACUGAAAUGUGCCGUCUUUUUGGGAUUCUAUUGGAUGACGUUAGCGAUCGUCUUUUUGGCUGGAACCAAUCGAAUUAACGUUUUCUCGCUUGGAUAUUUGAUUGGGUCGUUCAUAUUUUUGUGGCAGGGAGCCGAUUUCUACUUACGUCCCAUUCACACGAUCAUCCGCUAUUGGAGCUACUUGAUUGGUUACAACAUAUUCGUCAUUGCGAUGAAAGCUGUCCUGCAAAUUCCGGCCUGCAUUUUCACAAAACAAAUGGAAAGCGUCUGCUGGGUGAAUCAAUUCUUCGGAAUCAGCUGCAUCAGAAAGUUCCAUCAAGUCUUGGAGAUUCCCCAAUGCAGAGUACCGAGUGAUGGGAUUGGAUUAGUCUGGGAUGGAAUUUGUUUUGCUUUUCUUUUACUGCAACUGAGGAUAUUCCAGAGCUACUACUUCUGUCACAUUAUCAACGAGAGUAAAGCCAGUACGAUAUUGGCUUCACGGGGAGCGGAAUUAAUUGAAGGACUUCGUCGGAAGCAAGUCAAAUUGCAAAUUCAACGGGAAGAAGAGAUUCUGCUGAAAAUUAAGCAGAAAAUGGAUCGAAUCAAAGCGAAUCAACAGAAAUUCCAGCCGGCAAUUACGGUUGAAGGACACGAAUUGGAUGGUACUGACAGGCGAUUCGAUCCGGCCACCCAUAAAGCGGAGGUGGGUGAUGAAACAAUGCCAUUAUUACGAAAAAGUUCCAAACCUAAACCGAUCGUCAAACGAAAGAUGGCCAUCCUCUCUGGAGACUAUUAUCUGUUCGAGGAUAUGGACGAAAAUUUGGAACUAAAUUUGUUGCAUGAGAAACCGAGCGUAGCUGUUGAAGACGACAUAUUAAAAAGAAACAUUUCGAAGAGAAGGACAUUCGAAGAGGUAAUUGUCGGUAAAACAAAAGCACAACGUCAGGCUGCGUCCAGUGCAAAAGCCUUGAAACUGAGAUGUGUAUCCCUUCCUGAAGAACCCACCCAUACCAAGGAUCCUCGAGCGACACAUUCAGAACCAAUACAUUCAGCAAGCGGUUUAGUCACGGGCACUCCGAAAGAUCAAGGAGAUGAUGACUAUGAUCAACCUGACGGUCAGAAACCAGGACCGAGUCGUGCCUCGGUAAAAAUAAUGGAAGCUAUCGAUGACGAUUUAUCGGAGCCCAGUGAUACCGCCAAAGCAGAAAAAUCAUUUUUGUCUACCAUCGUCUCCUUCAUAUCCGGUUUAACGGUUUCCAUCACAUUGCGACUGUACAAAAUGUCACGCAACUAUCGAUAUGUGACGAAGGUAUUGGCUAAGGAGAAGAAAGACCUGAAAGCUGAAAAAGACUUCGGACAAGGACAUAGAAUUGGUUCUGGUAAUAUGUGGGCACCACUUCCGUCGAUAUUACGAACACGAGGUGAAUCCACACCACAAAUUAGAGAUUCCCCAUCACCUAGCACUAGUGAAUUAACCACAACACAAGUCAAUGACGACAGUGAAAUCGUGCAUGAUGAAGAAAAUGGAACUACGAUUGCCCAUUUAUUGCGACCAACAAUGUUUUCGACGAAGAAGGAAGAGAAAUCACCUGAAGAAGAACGCAGAACAAGUGUGGUGCCUGAGAUUAGGAUCUUGGCACCAUCACUGGAACGUGGAUUAGAUGAUUCCUUACACAAAUAUCCUUCCAAAGAUGACACAGACAGCAUCAAAGACAUUUCCGAAAUCGAAGAAGACUUCUACACACAAGAGCAUUCAUUGCUAACGGAAUUCAUCUCGGCCCUAUGGUUUGCUCUGAUCUCGAACACUGAUUUGGUAUGCUAUUUGAUGGUGUUCAUCAAUAUGGUUGCUUCGGCAAGCGUUCUUGCGUUACCGAUUCCGUUCAUGGUAUUCCUAUGGGGAACACUGGCUGUGCCGCGACCAUCGAAAACGUUUUGGGUCACAAUAAUAGCUUACACACAGGUCGUCGUCCUAAUAAAAUGUCUGUGCCAAUUCGAAUUCUUCUGGAGAAACUCUGCACCAAUCGCACCGAACAAUCCACUGGCAAUACCUCGAAUAAUUGGAUUGGAACGGAAACCGAACUAUGCGGCCUUCGAUUUGGCAUUAUUGAUGGUGGUCUUCUUCCAUCGGUUUAUUCAGAAGCAAAUGGGAAUUUGGCGAUCGACGACCGAUGACGAUGAUUACGAAGAGAAUGUUGGCCGAGAUACGAAAGAAGUAGUACAAACAGCGAUAGUACAACAAGGUCGUAUUUCGUUAGCACUGCCCAGUCCAGACCAAAACGAUAGCACUGCUGAUGAUGUUAAACUUGUAAACGAAGUCGAUGACGGUGAUCCACAGACUGACUAUAAAUAUCUGCAGAAGAAGGCAAUCGUAAGAACUAAGAAAUACUGUUCGUCCUGUACAACGUUCUUCCACAAGCUGUUGACUCCAACCAACCGAGUUACAGCCGACGUUUACGUGUACAUUUUCUUGUGCGAUUUCACCAAUUUCUUUGUCCUUCUGUUCGGAUUCACGGCAUUCGGGUCAUCACAAGGGGACGGCGGCGUUGCGGCAUAUGUGGAAGAAAAUAAGAUUCCGGUCGCCUUUUUGAUCAUGUUACUUCUCCAAUUCGUAUUCAUAAUCGUUGACCGUGCGCUGUAUUUGAGAAAGAAUUUGAUUGGCAAGAUCAUAUUCCAAUUCAUCACCGUCAUUGGAAUGCACAUUUGGCUGUUCUUCUUAGUGCCAGCGCUCAGCGAACGGAGUUUCAACGCUAAAGCACCGCCAAUCGUCUACUAUAUGUUCAAAUGUGUCUACUUCCUGUUGUCGGCUUAUCAAAUACGAUGCGGUUAUCCGAGACGGAUUUUGGGCAAUUGCAUCACCAAACGAUUCUCCAUCUUCAAUUUGGGAGCGUUCAAAGUGUACAUGUUGACGCCGUUCUUAUUUGAACUUCGAGCCCUGAUGGAUUGGAUAUGGACCGACACGACAAUGCCACUGUUUGAGUGGCUGAAAAUGGAAGACAUUUUCGCGAAUAUUUACGAAAUUAAGUGCUCACGCCAAAUGGAAGAAGAUUUCCCAGCACCUCGAGGCGUAGCAAAACGUCCACUGGUUAAAUACGUUAUGGGAGGUGGAUUUUUGUUAGUCGUCAUCGCACUGAUAUGGGGUCCGUUGGCAUUAUUCGCUUUAGGAAACACUGUUGGCGAAGCAAAUAUUCCUUUGGAAAUUUCUGUCGAACUGAAGAUCGGACCGUAUGAACCAGUGUAUCGAAUGACGGCGCAAUCGAGCAAAAUUUUCCAAUUUACGCCCAACGAGUUUGACGAUCUGACGCAAACGUACAAAAAGAAUAAAAUCGCGCUGACCUUCCUGUCGAACUAUGAGAGUCUGGACAUAGCUGCUGUUAAUUUAGGAUCAAACUCAACGGCCCUGUGGAUUAUAUCGCCACCAGAUUUACAACGGCUGAUUGAGGAUCUGCGCAGAAACGCAACAUUGAAAGUCCGUUACAAAUACUCUGUCACACGAAAAACGUACAAUGAGAAAAUGCUGCCAACAAUAUCGAUGGAGCCUUCGUAUGUGAUCGAGGAAGACGAUCAAAUGAUACGGGAUGCUCUAAUCCGGAUGCUUGAAGGAAAGAACAGUUCUGAGAGACUGUUACUACCGAAGCUGUUCCCUAAAUUCUUAAAGGUGAAAAACAUCGGCGACUUGAGAACUAUUCCGCAACUGAUGAGCGACACACAGGCCGACGAAGAGGUGCAGAAAGCCAAGGAUGCCGAUUACCGAAACGUUUCGCUGCAAAUGCAUUCGGGAACUGCCGGUUCAACCAUUUGGUGGGAAGUGCUAGAAGUGUGCGAUGAUCGCAUCUACAGAGAUUUAUUUGCAAAGCUACCGCACGCUGACUGUGCUCACAAUUUGGUGCUGUACACAUUCAAUGACAAAUUGUUCCCGGAAACGUUGAGUAUUUUCACGGCCGGCGGCGUCAUCGGCAUCUACACAACGUUUGUGUUCUUCGCAUCGAGAAUAUUCCGAUCAAUGUUCUCCGGAGGCAGUAUGAACAUCAUGUACACAGAAUUGCCAUUCGUUGAUCGAAUACUUCAGUUGUGUUUGGAUAUUUACCUGGUUCGAGAAUCCAUGGAAUUCUCGCUGGAAGAAGAUCUGUUUGCCAAAUUAAUAUUCCUCUACCGGUCGCCGGAAACAAUGAUAAAAUGGACGCGACCGGCCGAUGAACAGUCGAAUGAUGACGACACAGAAAGCAGUGAAGGCAAUGAGGAAUUGGAUAACGAAUCCAAAAAGAAACAGUAAACGUUACCUCGUGGUUUGACACACGUGCCAGAUACAAUUUUUUUUUAAUUUUAUUUUGUAACUUAAGUGAAUUUUGAGUCAUUUCUGUGGUGAAGAAAGAAACACAAAAACGGAAGAAGAAAAUUUAGUUUUUAAGCAUUUCACUAAUCGGAUGUAAAUGAAUGUCGUUAAGUGUCUUAAUUACCAAAACAAGUCUUCAGUGUAUCAGGGAAUAUUGUCAUAAAAACAAAAUAUAUUUUUGUAGCUUUUCAACAGUCGUAGAAUUUACACAUAAAACGAAAAUCAAAUGCACUUUUUACCCUUCACACAUAUCCCAGAAAGCGUGUUGUCCUUGGUGUCGUGUUUUAGUCGUGUUUUUAUCAAUUAAUCCGAGAUACCAAAACUUAUGCCGUUCGAUAAGAAGUAGAUUUAUGGGAGAGGUGUUCGCUUUUGUUUAUAUUUUUCUUCCAUCAAUUGGUAGUGACAUCGAUGUCUUUGUCGUGAAAUUUAAUAAAUUAAAAAAAAACGCUAAAAUUAGAGGAGAGCUCAUGUGCAUACCAGUGGACCAUGAGGCCCACAGUUCGAAACCUACUACCUAACAGUAAAAUUUUAAAAAAAUCCUUGUUCUGGCCCUCUUGUUUUUCAGCGUUAAACAUUCUGUUCUGAAGAGUUCGAAUAUGUGGAGUACGACACUGACCCCAAUCGAUCCCAUAAAAUGUACUCGAUCGAAUUUUUUGUCGUUGUUUUCUCAUCAGAAACGUUCAUUUACUCACUAAGACGAACUAAUUUAUUUAUCGUCACGAAUAUUACAAAUUUACAACGAAAUAAUUCCCGUGGCAGCGACUCCAGCAGCGACUCCAGCAGCAACCGCUCUUCCAUUUGUUCAAUAAUAUGGUGUAUGUGCUUGACAAAAUGGUUUAGCCGAUUUCAAAUAUGAUGGAGAUGGGAAUAAGUCAUUCGAAACAGCCAAGUUCAUCUGUAAGGCUAAUGGGCCGUUUACCAAAAAAUCAGAAAAAUUGACCGAUACGUCAAUCAAUUGUGAGCCGACAUUUACGUUGGUCGUCCAUUUGUAUGAACUUCUACCGCCUAGAUCUCUCGCUCCGAACCAAACGGGGCCUGAGGAACGGAGCAAUAGAGUCGAAAAACCAAAAAGAAAUUUUUGGAUGGCUUAGGGCGCUCACCUAUUUUGUUUGUCACAACUUGCUUGUUAACGAAAUCCAUUUCGGCCUUGUUGCUGAUUUUAACGAGCACCAUUCCGCUCUGAACGCAUUUACCGACAGCAUCUUGCCAUGAUAUCUGAUCGGAAACAAACAGUGAUGUGACACAUUUUACGUGUUUGUGCACGGUAAGUACACUUUCACUGUCGCAAACAGUGAUGUAAAGUGCACUUUACCGUCCAUAAGCAUGUAAUGGUUAUGUUACAAGAGCAAAUUCGUCCUAAUUAAUUUGUUAAAAAAAGUAGAAGAAAUCCUGGGAUUCCUCCGGAUUAUUGUGGGCUACAAAAUUCCCACCAGAAAUUUUAUUCAUUUCCACCGUCUACACGUCUUUCAGUCGCUCUUCAAAGCGAUUUUUACAGCACCUAAGACGAAUUGUAGCAUUUCUGGCCCUGGGAAGGGACCUGAAGACCUCACACUAAACACGUUAUGUACCUACUAGAGCAACAAAACAAAGGUGCCUUGAAGAAGCACUUUUCGACUGCUCAGUGAACUUGUAACGAGAAGAAUAGUGUACGAGCUACCGUUGAUAAAGGCUGGUGAUUUCCAUACCAAAGUCUUAUUAUUGAAGACGAAAAAUUGUUUCGUUGCAACAUUUCCCAAGUAUAUCAAAUCGCCGUCCUGUGCACAGGUCUUUGUACCGCCAACGCUUACAUCAACACCGACUACGCUAGCAGCGGUUUCGAUUUCUUCGGAAAAGAAAUAUUCUGUUAAUAGCUUUACAUAC